AUGACUGACGGGGAAAAUAUACUUGCCCAUAUAAUUCAUGCUGUGACUAAUUCAAGUCCAGAUUCUGGUUCAUCUAGCGAAGAAAAUGACGAGAGUGAUGAUGACAUCUUUUACAACAAUCUACUAGAAAACAACUUCCCAGAAAAUGUAAUUGGUGAUGAUUCUAAUGAAUCUCAAUGCUUCACUAAAAGAAGAAACACAAAUUUAGCUGGAAUUCAAAGUUCAUCAUAUCUAAACUCAAAAAAAAAAGAUUUGACUAUGUUAGAUUCUUUUAAUAUUGUUAAAAAUGUAUUUUUAAAAUAUAAUACAACGUUGCCAUCAUCUGCUCCAGUAGAAAGACUAUUCAGUGGAGCUAUACAAGUCCUAACACCACGUCGAAAUCGUCUCAAAGAUACUACUUUUGAAAAGCUGCUCUGCUUUCAAAAUACUGGUGGAGAACAAAAUACGGAACAAUUAAAAAAAUUAGUUAGAGUUCCCUUAAAGAAGUAUGCUAAAUUACUUGGCAAACAUGGUGAUUUGGAAACGCAUAGUAACAAUGAUUAUCACAAAAAUGCUACCUUACGUUCUGAAGAUUUUGUACGGACAAAUCACUGUCCCGACAAACGAGUAGAUAAUUUAUUAGGUACCGAACGUUAUAGACAAGUAACUGAAAACCGAAAUCGGUUAAAGCCAAUUGUUGAAUCUAUAAUAUUUUUGGGCCGCCAAAAUAUUGCGUUUAGAGGACACCGUGACCAAGGAAAUUUAACUGAUAAACAUAAUUUAAAUGAAAUUAAAAUAUCAUCUUCUGUAGUUAACGAAGGCAACUUUCGUGAACUUUUGAGAUUCCGUAUUGGAUCUGGAGAUGAUUGCUUAAAAAAUCACUUGCUUACAACCCAAUCAAAAGCAACAUAUAUCUCACAUACCACACAAGAUCAAUUGAUUAAAUUUUUUGAACGAUUUGUCGGAUUUUUGAAUUGUCAUGAUAAAUCUUAUGAUAAUGCAAAUGUUGACGAAGAACUUCAAGUAAACGAACCCAAAUCGACUGGAGAAAAAUUAGGAGAUAUUGUAAUAUCUAUUUUAAAAAGCAUGUCACUGGAUCUUGAAAAUUGUGUUGGUAUUGGAACAGACGGAUGUUCGGUCAUGAUCUCUCAACUUCGUGGUGCUGUUCAACAGGUCCAAAAACAUUGUAUAAAUGCUGUACACAAAAUUAUAGAAAGUUUAACUGACAUAUCUGAAUGGACUGACCAUAUUUCUUCGUCAAAAGCUAAAACACUUUUAAUGGCUGUAACUUGUUGUGAUUUUAUUAUUACCUUAUUUGCAUUGACAGACGUUUUAAGUGUUACACUACCAGCCAGUAGACUUUUGCAAAGUUACAAUAGAAACAUUACAGAAGCAUCUGAUAUAAUGGAUGGCAUUAUACUUAACCUCUCUGAAAAACGAUCUAAUUGUGAAUCAGACUUUUCACAAUUAUUUGAACAAAGUAAGAAUCUAAUGAAUAAAUUGGACAUUGAUUUAAAAUUACCAAGAAUUACCAAACGCCAAACACAAAGAUCUAAUACUCCUGCUCAAUCACUAGAAGAAUAUUAUAGUCGAGUAAUAUAUAUUCCAUUACUUGAAAACAUUUCAGAAGACUUGCAGUCACGUUUUCUUAAUGCAAAAACUAAAAUAACAUUUAUAUUGAUGCUGCUUAUACCAUCCAAUGUUUUAAACAUAUCAAAUGACAAAAAACACGAAAUUCUUCAGACUGUAACAAAUCACUAUGCAUACUUGAAUAUUAAUAUUUUAGAAUUUCAAGGAGAAAUAGAACUAUGGAAAACCAAAUGGAUUGAAAGUAAAAAUGAAUGUAAAACAAUUCCUGAAAACGUUUUAGAAUCAAUUACGCAACGUAAUAAAAUACUAUUUAACGGGAUCAGAAAAAUACUGAUAAUAUUAGCUACUUUGCCAGUAAGUGUUGCUUCCGCAGAGAGGAGUUUUUCGACGUUACGCAGGUUAAAAACUUGGUUAAGAAGUCAAAUUGGACAGGAUAGAUUGACUGGUUUGGCAUUGUUGCAUGUACAUCUCGAUAUAGAACUAGGUGCAUGGAAAAUAAUAGAUCGGUUUGCAGAACACAAACGCUAUAAAGAAUUUGUUUUAUAG
Molecule: messenger RNA, 2115 nt
Organism: Myzus persicae (green peach aphid)
Lineage: Eukaryota; Metazoa; Arthropoda; Insecta; Hemiptera; Aphididae
Exons: 7
Coding region: 1-2115 (704 amino acids)
Molecular function (GO): protein dimerization activity
Source: RefSeq, a predicted model, not a curated record